Diaporthe amygdali is the source of this 762-nucleotide messenger RNA. RefSeq lists its product as uncharacterized. Gene Ontology annotation, biological process: proteolysis. The transcript has 3 exons. The record is from RefSeq and is a predicted model, not a curated record. The coding region runs from base 1 to 762 and encodes 253 amino acids. Gene Ontology annotation, molecular function: cysteine-type endopeptidase activity. NCBI's taxonomy places the organism in Eukaryota, Fungi, Ascomycota, Sordariomycetes, Diaporthales, Diaporthaceae.
AUGGCCGCAAAUUACAACAAGGUUCAGGUCAUGUACACGCGAUGGCGACGAGUGCACCAAUGUGACAAGAACGGACAAGCCAUCCCACAUCAACACGACACUGGCUUUAUGAAGGACUGCAAAAGUGACUUGAAAAGAUUAAAGACAGUCCUUAGCGGAGCCUAUCACUUCUCCUCAACAGAUUACAAAAUCAGACGACAACGUAACACACUCGGGAAGAAGAUGACACCAACAUCCGCCCAGGUGACCGACUCCAUUGCGAAGCUUGCGGCCGGAAUGGACCGAGAUGAUCUCUUCAUCUUCUACUACGUGGGCCAUGGCGGGCGAGCUCCUGGAGGAAAGCUCUCACUGUCAGGAAACAAAUAUGAUAUUGAAUACGAUGAUAUACACAAGACGCUUAUGAGUCUACCCUGUGAUGUUCUGGUCAUCAUGGACUGUUGCCACGCAACAAAUGUCAAAGGGCCCGCUACAUCAAACAAGCUGCUACCACCUCCAUCGAACGCCGGACGUCCUAAGAAACUUAACUUCUUGGGCGCUUGCAUGGCAUACGACUCUACCACAGGAAACCCACAAUGCACCAUGACGAGCCUUCUUACUGCGGCGCUCAUGGAGGUUAAGGACCAACCAACCACCGUGUUCAGAAUCACAGGCGAGAUGGACGAGAAGACAAAGUCGGUCAGGAUGACCGGUAAUGGGGUCGGAGGCGUCCACUAUGCUCCGUUGGAGACCGAAGGGGGUGAUAUAACUUUGGCACCCAUCUAG